Messenger RNA from Sinocyclocheilus anshuiensis, 356 nucleotides. Its product is annotated as secretory carrier-associated membrane protein 5-like. Gene Ontology annotation, biological process: protein transport. Lineage: Eukaryota; Metazoa; Chordata; Actinopteri; Cypriniformes; Cyprinidae. Gene Ontology annotation, cellular component: recycling endosome membrane; trans-Golgi network membrane. The record is from RefSeq and is a predicted model, not a curated record. The coding region runs from base 85 to 324 and encodes 79 amino acids. The transcript is spliced from 2 exons.
UAUCUUCUGGUCUGAUCUCUGUGUUUCAGCGGCUGGUUGGGCACCAUCUCCUUCUUUGGCACGAGUAUCUUUGCCUCCAUCAUCAUGUUAAUCCCCACCCUCAUGUUCACCGCAGUCGCUGCCAUCUCAUUUAUCGUGCUCACGAAGGUUCAUAACUUCUACCGUGGCAGUGGCGGCAGCAUGAGUAAAGCGCAGGAGGAGUGGGUGUCUGGCGCCUGGAAGAACCCUCAGGUCCAGCAGGCGGCUCUGGGUGCAGCGGCCGGAGCUGUGCAGGGCCCGCAGUCACCGCAGUACUCCACACAAAACUACGACAACACCAUGUGAAACACAGCCAGAGCAUCAGUCAUCAACACACA